Osmerus eperlanus (European smelt) is the source of this 3109-nucleotide messenger RNA. It is a transcript of the gene trpc6a, whose product is annotated as transient receptor potential cation channel, subfamily C, member 6a. Gene Ontology annotation, biological process: calcium ion transmembrane transport; regulation of cytosolic calcium ion concentration; single fertilization. NCBI's taxonomy places the organism in Eukaryota, Metazoa, Chordata, Actinopteri, Osmeriformes, Osmeridae. The transcript has 14 exons. Gene Ontology annotation, cellular component: plasma membrane; cation channel complex. The coding region runs from base 132 to 2792 and encodes 886 amino acids. The record is from RefSeq and is a predicted model, not a curated record. Gene Ontology annotation, molecular function: store-operated calcium channel activity; protein binding; inositol 1,4,5 trisphosphate binding.
AGAGAGAGAGAGAGAGAGAGAGAGAGAGAGAGAGAGAGAGAGGGAGGGAGAAUUAGAGACAUGUCAGGGACCCAAGGCACGAGAGACUGAGUGUGUGGACCCUGGGAGCGGAGCGGUCGGUCGACGGGAGGAUGAAUCACAGACGGUCUGCCACGGAUCACCACAGCCGUCCGGCGGGCCACAGCGCUGAGAGCAGGGUCAGGAGCCGCGACAACCUCCUGGUGAACGAGGACUUGGAAGAAGACCACCUCUAUGGAUUCCAUCCUGGCCGCGGCAGCACGGAACGACAGCUCUUGGCGCGUCAGAUCAUCGCUAAGCGCCAACGGGGUCUGCGUGGCCCCGCCUAUAUGUUCUCGGCCCCUUCCGUCAGCCUAUCGGAGGCUGAGCAGCGCUUCCUGGAUGCGGCCGAGUACGGGAACAUUCCUGAGGUUCGGCGCAUGCUCUCGCACAUGACCAGUCUCAACGUCAACGCGGUGGACUACAUGGGCCAGAAUGCAUUGCAGCUGGCUGUGGCGAAUGAGCACCUGGAGGUGACAGAGCUGCUCCUGGGGAGGGAGGAGUUAGCGAGAAUAGGCGACGCCCUCCUUCUAGCCAUCAGUAAGGGGUAUAUUCGCAUCACUGAAGCUCUGCUUGGCCACUCCUCGUUCAGUGACAGACGUCGUCUGGUCGCCAGCCCCUCGCAGGCCGACAUGCUGGAUGACUUUUAUGCCUACGAUGAGGACGGGACACGCUUUUCCCAUGACGUGACCCCGGUGAUCCUGGCAGCCCACUGUCAGGAGUAUGAGAUCGUCCACACCCUGCUGGGCAAAGGGGCUCGCAUCGACCCCCCCCACGACUAUUUCUGCUGCUGCGACUCCUGCAACUACCAACAGCAGUACGACUCCUUCAGCCACUCGCGAUCGCGGAUCAACGCCUACAAAGGCCUCGCCAGUCCUGCCUACCUCUCCUUGUCCAAUGAAGACCCAGUGUUGGCUGCCCUGGAGCUGAGCAAUGAACUGGCUGUGCUGGCCAACAUCGAAAAGGAAUUCAAGAAUGACUACUGUUGCCUGUCGGGCCAGUGUAAAGACUAUUUGGUGGGUCUGCUGGAUUUGUGUCGGAGCACGGAGGAGGUGGAGGCCAUCCUGAGUGGAGACACCGACAGCGACGAAGCCUUCGACCUGCCGGGCCGACCCUCGCUCACGCGCCUCAAAUUGGCCAUCAAGUACGAGGUCAAGAAGUUUGUGGCCCACCCUAACUGUCAGCAGCAAUUGCUGAGUAUCUGGUACGAGAGUCUUCCUGGUCUGAGACAGCAGACCACAGCGGUCAAGCUGCUGGUGGUGCUGGGCGUGGCUGUGGGCCUGCCGGGCCUGGCCCUGGCCUACUGGGUGGCCCCCUGCAGCAGGGUAGGGAGAGUAAUGAGGAGCCCCUUCAUGAAGUUCGUGGCCCACGCCUCCUCCUUCACCAUCUUCCUGUGUCUGCUGGUGCUCAACGCUGCCGACCGCUUCGCAGGAACCACGCUCCUGCCCAACAUGACCACUCACCUGCGGCCUGCGGCACUGCCCCUCGAGCCCGAGCCCGAGCCCGACCCCCUGCUGCUCUACCGCAUGACCACCACGCCCUUCACCUGGAUGGAGAUCCUCAUCAUAUCCUGGGUCAUGGGUAUGAUCUGGGCGGAGGUGAAGGAGAUCUGGAGCCAGGGACCGGGGGAGUACCUGUUAGAGCCGUGGAACUUUCUGGACUUUGGCAUGCUGGCCAUAUUCCUGGCCUCCUUCAGUUCCCGCUUCUCAGCCUUCCGGCUGGCCCGCUCCGCUCAGACCUACGUCGACCAGCACUACACCACGCUCUCCAACGUCACGCUGCCUCCGGAGAUCCACUACUACACUCUGGCCCGUAUCUACUGGUUGCCGUCGGAUCCCCAGCUGGUAUCCGAGGGCCUGUAUGCCAUCGCCGUGGUGCUGAGUUUUUCCCGCAUCGCCUACAUCCUCCCAGCCAAUGAGAGCUUCGGGCCGCUGCAGAUCUCGCUGGGCCGGACGGUCAAGGACAUAUUCAAGUUCAUGGUCAUCUUCAUCCUCGUCUUCCUGGCGUUCAUGAUCGGCAUGUUCAACUUGUACUCCUACUAUUUGGGAGCCAAACAGAACGAUGCUUUUACCACCUUGGAGGAGAGUUUCAAGACAUUGUUCUGGGCUAUAUUCGGCCUGUCGGAGGUGAAGUCGGUCGUCAUUAACAACGGGCACAAGUUCAUUGAGAACAUCGGGUACGUGCUGUAUGGGGUUUACAACGUCACCAUGGUGAUCGUGCUGCUCAACAUGCUCAUCGCCAUGAUCAACAGCUCCUUUCAGGAGAUCGAGGAUGAUGCCGACGUGGAAUGGAAGUUUGCGCGCGCCAAACUGUGGUUCAUCUACUUCGAGGAGGGCAGGACUCUUCCUGUGCCUUUCAACCUGGUGCCCAGCCCCAAGGCUGCCCUGGGCCUGGUCACAUGCAUCAGAACUCUGCUGCUGCACCACCUGGUGGAGCAGGACCCGGUCAUCGAGGGGGCACAGCUCAACCAGCUGGGGGAAAGCAAGGUAUACAGUGGUUCAGCUGGUCCUACACGAUACCAGAAGGUCAUGAAAAGACUGAUCAAGCGCUACAUCAUCAAAGCCCAGACGGAUAAAGAAAACGACGAGAUUAACGAAGGUGAGCUGAAGGAGAUCAAGCAGGAUAUCUCCAGCCUGCGCUACGAGCUUCUGGAGGAGAAGUCUCAGAGCAUGGAGGAGCUGGAGGGGCUGCUGAGGAGGCUGGGGGAGAAAGUGCCAAACUUGAACACAAAGUGACACACACACACACACACGCACACUCUCACUUCUGACACUGGUCCAGUAGAAGGAGGAACAUUCAGGACUUUGACAAGUUUACUUGUACUGCUGGCUGGUCCAUCAACAUGCUUCAGUCUUCAAACUUCACCUAACAUCUGACAGAUGUAUUGGCUGUUUUAAAACAAAUGCCCAUUCAUAUUCUACGCAGGCUACUAUAAUGCUCUCAAACACCUAGAAAUGACUAAAUCUCAGACAAGAUUUUUGCUUUGUACUAACAGUCUUCAUUCAUGUGAAAUUAAGUUGCUAUUUGUAUUUAUUAAAAUCACAAUGUUCAA